ACACGACAACGAAGAAGAAGAAGAAAGAACAAAGAAGAAAACCAUCUUUUGAAUAAGAGAAAAAUUGUGCAAAUCCCAAUAAGCUUUUCUCAAGAAAAUUCAAAAUUUUCUCCAGGAAGAAAGAACAAAGAAGAAAACCAUCUUUUGAAUAAGAGAAAAAUUGCACAAAUCCCAAUAAACUUUUCUCGAGAAAAUUUUAAUUUUCUCGAGAAAAUCCCAACGUUAUGAUAUCUUGAAUUUGUUUCAAUUGCGAUGAAACCGAGUAAUUGGAGAUUAGGGAUUGUGUUGAUUCUAUUUACUUUGUCUCAGCAUACGAUCCAUGCUCUUCAGUCCUCCGCUGAGGCCUACGUGACUCUUCUCUACGGUGAUGAGUUUCUACUCGGUGUUCGUGUUCUCGGGAAGUCGAUUCGGGACACCAGAUCUACUAAGGACAUGGUUGCUCUCGUCUCCGAUGGCGUCUCUGACUACGCCAAGAACCUCCUACAGGCUGAUGGUUGGAUUGUGAAGCUAAUUAGUUUAUUGGCAAAUCCUAAUCAAGUGCGACCAACAAGAUUUUGGGGAGUCUACACAAAGCUAAAAAUAUUCAACAUGACUGACUACAAGAAAGUGGUGUAUCUUGAUGCUGAUACAAUAGUUGUGAAGAGUAUUGAAGAUUUGUUUAAAUGCGGGAAGUUCUGUGCUAAUUUAAAGCACUCAGAAAGGCUUAAUUCAGGAGUUAUGGUAGUGGAACCGUCUCAAGCGGUUUUUAAUGAUAUGAUGAGCCAAGUAAAAACUUUGCGUUCUUAUACUGGAGGAGAUCAGGGGUUUCUGAACUCCUACUAUGCAGGGUUCCCCAAUGCACACGUUUUUGAGCCAGAUUUGCCACAGCAUGUGUUAAAUUCUCGAACAGUUCCCGACAUGGAGAGACUCUCAACUCUAUAUAAUGCAGAUGUUGGCCUUUACAUGCUUGCAAAUAAGUGGAUGGUGGAUGAGGAUUUACUUCGUGUUAUUCACUAUACACUUGGUCCCCUUAAACCAUGGGAUUGGUGGACAUCUUGGCUGUUAAAACCUGUUGAUGUCUGGCAGAAUGUUAGGGAACAGCUUCAAGAAUCUCUUCCUGGAACUGGUGGGGGCAGAAAUCCUAAUGAUGAACUUCUUGUCAAACUUCUUUUUCUGCUACCAUUAUUUGCUUUACUUUUCUGUUAUUAUCGGUAUUUUCUUCAGACACGUUCAUUUUGCGAUCAUAUUAGGCACCUUUCCUACAUAUUCAGAUCUAGGGGUGCUCUUGCUUAUUCAGCUGUUUCUUCUACGGCUAAUUCCAAUCAACAGUUCUCAAAUGGAGCACAGUCAAAGGUGCCUGCGUUUUUGGGUGGACUUUCUGUUUCCGUCUGUUUAGUGGCUGCUCUGGUGUCCCUUGCACUUGCACUUAUGAUUGUCCCUCGGCAAGUAAUGCCAUGGACUGGUUUGCUCUUGAUGUAUGAGUGGACAUUCACAAUCUUCUUCUUGUUGUUUGGAAGUUAUCUAUAUUUGAUUUAUCAGUGGGGAAAAAUGAAGGCAAAUCAAGUGGGUUCCUUUUCUUCUCGUCCUGGAUCUAUUGAUUGUGAUUCUGGAAAAGGCCAUCAGCUGCAGGUAUCUUCUUAUGAUGUUGCUAUAUGUUAUUAUGGGUUAGGAAUGGCAUUCCUGGCUAUUGCUGCCCCUUCAUUGCCUUGUUUUCUCGGGAUCACUGCUCUGUUCCCCAGGUUAGGUUUAAUGUUUGUGGGAGGCCUAGUUUUGGCGUCUUUCAUGACGUAUGCUUCAGAACACCUAGGGAUUGGAUCAUUUUUGAGAGGUUUUGAAGAAAAGGACACACCACGGACAAGGAGCAUAUGUUUCUUAUGCUGAUUGGAGGCUUGAAUCUAAUGAUGAAACCUUGACUCGUGCCAAAGGCCACAUGUCCAUCAUCACCAAAGUUGCAUCGACUCGGGAACUUAGGUACGAAAGGAGAAGGUCAUGAAAUGAGCACCCCCGCUUGCUUGAUCAAAGAUCUGCCUCUACUAAUCACUAUAUGUUUUAUAAACCUUAUGUGUUCUUGUUCCAGUUAUUAGCUAACUUUACUAUGUGACGCACACAAGCAAGUAUAGACUAAAUAAUAAGAACUGAAACAUUUCAAGUCA
Camellia sinensis is the source of this 2132-nucleotide messenger RNA. Its product is annotated as inositol phosphorylceramide glucuronosyltransferase 1. The record is from RefSeq and is a predicted model, not a curated record. Lineage: Eukaryota; Viridiplantae; Streptophyta; Magnoliopsida; Ericales; Theaceae. Gene Ontology annotation, molecular function: glycosyltransferase activity.